AUGUUUUCUAAAUCUUAUUUCUCAACGCAAAGUAGAAGACGAGUUCUAACCCCUGAAGAGGAAGCGCUGAUCCCGCUACAAUUUAAUACACACUGCGGCUUUGUGAAACAAAGUUUAUCACAGAAAACUUUAGGAAACGUUCAUUCAGUUUCGUUUUCUCGAGGAAAUGGAGCGCCAUUAUCUGUAGACACCAGCAUACCGUUUCCAGACUUUCUCCGGAAGUUGUCAGAGUCCCUGCGCAGAACAAAAAAACAAAAUGGCGUGAAGUCGGAAGCGUUGGGCUCGUCUCCAUGUGUCGAGUUACAACAAACAGAACCGGACAGCUCCUGCCCGGAAGAACUAGUGAGAACAAAAUCUGAAGUCCUAAAUGGUCACGAUGUUUUUAAAGACUCACUUGAAAUAAGUAAUAGUGAAAGAAUCAAGAUAAAUGGUCUGGAGAAAGGAGAAUGCGAAAAGCCAGAUAACAAUGCUUUUAAACAUUCCGGAAUCUACUCGAUUCGAGACAUUCUUGGAAAGCACUCCACCAGUCAGAGAGGAUCCCAAGCGGACACUGGCUGUUACCAGUCCGACAUAAGCAGCUUACCAAUCGGUUUACCGCCUGCACCAGAAUGCACGUUUUACGGUCACAGUGCGACACGUUACAAACAAAUGUUUCAACAUCAAAACUAUCUAGGCCAGUGCUCUGUUGGACGUCACAUUUCUUAUCACGAUUACACAAGCGGAUUAAUUCGUUGCAGACAACGUGAAGAAAUGGAGUUCGAACCUCAGUUGGCUGGCGUGAGAUUUUCUCAGGACUAUGUACAUUGGCCUCAUUUAUUACCCGGACAAGCAAUCCUUCCUCCCUGGACACAGGACCGUAGACCGGCUGGAGCAGGCUGUGAUAUGUGA
This is a messenger RNA of Biomphalaria glabrata, 888 nucleotides long. RefSeq lists its product as uncharacterized. NCBI's taxonomy places the organism in Eukaryota, Metazoa, Mollusca, Gastropoda, Planorbidae. The record is from RefSeq and is a predicted model, not a curated record. The coding region runs from base 1 to 888 and encodes 295 amino acids. The transcript has 2 exons.